Messenger RNA from Spirometra erinaceieuropaei, 1023 nucleotides. The record is from the annotation of a GenBank genome assembly. Lineage: Eukaryota; Metazoa; Platyhelminthes; Cestoda; Diphyllobothriidea; Diphyllobothriidae.
AUGCUCUACGCAGUCAUAGGAAUUCCUCUAUUUUUCAGUUACCUUUCCACAAAUGGUGAUGCUAUGGCCUCUGUUUUUCGCUUGGCCUACGCUCGAGGUUGUCGACCCUUCUUUCGCAUGCUCAAACGUCGUCAUCGACGCAAGUCAGAAACGCAAAAAACUAAUUUAGCUCAUUCUGUCCAGUCUAUUGUCUCCUUAGUCAACUUGGAGGGGAACAGAAACAACGUUCGAACCAAAGUCAGCGUCAAUGGCACUGGCAGCCCAACAGGCUCCAGAAUGCAUCGAGUAGUCUCCUUUAAUACCCUUGGAGAGUUCUCAGGGAAGCAGCCGAUUAUACAACUACGUCGAAAUCAGUCAAACCUGUCAGAUUGCAAAACAAGGAGAGAGAUAGCUGCUGGCAGUGAAAAUGGCACGCAGACCAUGCCCACUGUUUCUUCACUGAAUGAUAUGCGGGCACAGCAACAACCGACUGGCUCUCUCAGUCGGUCAACAAGCCAACAAGACUACUCCAGCGUCUCAAUCAGCAAUCGGAGAAAAAAGAAGAAACUUCGAACAGGACUUCUGGAGACACGACCGUCAGGAAACAACCUAAACGGGAGCGGGGAAGUGGGAGAAUUACGGCAGCAGCAGUAUCCGAGGUCAGAGAGAAGUCGGCUGGCAGUGAAUGACUGCAUCACUGCGACAGAGGACGCCCUUCUUUCCUGUCCGCCUUCUCGAGGAGAUUCUUUACAAUCUCGGAAAUUUCCCGGCACUGUCAGCAACGGUAGUCCAGUGCGCAAGUUGAUUGUGCAACACACGUCCACCACUACAACUUCUGGAGCAGAUGUGCAAUCCCCCAGCCAGAUAAACGUGCCUAUCAGCCUAACCUUAUGCAUGAUGACUAUCUACAUCCUAAUUGGUGCUGUGGUCUUCUGCAUUUGGGAAUCUCGCGACUACGUCAAGUGGUCCUACUUCUGCUUUGUCACCCUUUCCACUAUUGGAUUUGGGGAUAUAGUGCCAGGUAAGCGUAACUUCUCAUCCUAA